This is a messenger RNA of Lachancea nothofagi CBS 11611, 1464 nucleotides long. The record is from the annotation of a GenBank genome assembly. NCBI's taxonomy places the organism in Eukaryota, Fungi, Ascomycota, Saccharomycetes, Saccharomycetales, Saccharomycetaceae.
AUGGGCGUUCCUAACAACAGAAAAGUGAUUUUGAUAGACAACUACGAUUCCUUCACUUGGAAUCUCUACGAAUACUUAUGCAGGGAAGGCGCCGAAGUACAAGUGUUCCGUAAUGACAAAAUAACGCUGGACGAGGUAGUUGCAUUGAAACCAGAAAUAAUGUUCAUCUCGCCAGGGCCUGGUCAUCCCAAGACGGAUUCCGGAAUAUCCAGAGAUUGUAUACGGCACUUUACUGGUAAGAUCCCUGUUGUGGGGGUAUGUAUGGGACAACAAUGCAUGUUCGAAGUAUUCGGAGGUGAUGUUGCUUAUGCUGGAGAAAUCGUGCACGGAAAAACAUCGCAGAUCACGCAUGACAGUAGAGGAAUAUUCAAAAACGUACCACAAGGCGUUGCAGUGACCCGUUACCACUCUUUAGCUGGACAAGAAUCUACUCUACCCGAUGUACUUGAAGUCAGUGCCAGAACCGAGUCUGACGUCAUAAUGGGGGUUAGACACAAGACCUACGUAGUAGAAGGUGUGCAGUUUCACCCAGAAUCAAUACUUUCUGAAGCUGGCCGUACCAUGAUCAAAAACAUUUUAAACUUAAGAGGUGGGACUUGGGAAGAAAAUGAAAGACUAUCCGGUUUGAAGCACCCAAGGGGUUCUUCGAUCUUGGAUAAAAUAUACGCUCAGAGACAAGAAGAUGUAGAUAAACAAUCUUCAACUCCUGGAUUUACGCAACGCGAUCUACAAAGCAACUUCGAUUUAGGGCUUGCUCCCCCGGUACAAAAUUUCUACGAAAGACUUCAGCUAAGUCCCAAUAGUGUGGUGAUUGCUGAAAUAAAGAGAGCAUCCCCCUCCAAGGGAGACAUCGAUAUAAACGCAAUUGCUGCUGAACAAUGUCUAAGGUACGCUAGAGCUGGUGCUUCUGCAAUCUCAGUUUUGACAGAACCUCAUUGGUUCAAGGGAAGCAUCCAAGACUUGAUUAAUGUUAGAAAGGCUCUUGAUAACGAGUUCAAGCACAAUCCACAGGACCGUCCAUGCGUGUUAAGAAAGGAGUUCAUUUUCAGCAAAUAUCAAAUUCUAGAAGGUCGUUUGGCAGGAGCAGACACAGUCCUUCUGAUCGUCAAGAUGCUGCCUCAGCCUUUGUUGCGUGAACUGUACGAGUACGCCAGAACUGAGGUAGGUAUCGUACCAUUAGUUGAAGUAAGCUCAAAGGAAGAAAUGCACAGGGCUAUUGAGCUUGAUGCCAAAGUGAUAGGUGUUAAUAACAGAGAUUUACAUUCAUUCUCUGUUGAUCUCAAUACCACAAGCUCAUUGGUAUCUGCUGUCCCUGCUGACACAAUACUGCUUGCUCUUUCUGGGAUCACGAACGGAACUGACGCGAAAAAAUAUAAAAGCGAAGGUGUGCGCGGUUUCUUGGUGGGAGAAGCCUUGAUGAGAGCAACCGACAUUAACUCUGUUAUGGGAGAACUUGUCAUUUAA